GCUAUAGAGCGGAGAAAAGAUUUGGACAAUUGGGUCUCACGCCUCCAGUACAAUAACCCCAUGCUUAGUCUGAAGCUUGGGCGCCGCUGCAAUGGCGUCCGCCGGGAGCUGUUCUUCCCUUUCUUCAAGUUUCUCUACUCCACUAAUAGUACUACUACCGGAGCAGAAACUGCACCCUCGUUCGUGACGGAGUUCCUCACCAACUCACUCGGAUUCUCCAGAGAAGAAUCCACCUCCAUAUCCGCCAAGGUAACCCGCUACUCAUCCACGACCCGGCCCGUUCUAGUCCUAGAUAGUCUGCGAAAUAUCGGCCUCGAUUCGACCCAGAUAAGGAACUGCGUCUCCAAAUACCCCAGAUUGCUGUACUUCGACGCCGACAAAAACCUAAUCCCCAAACUCGAAUGUCUCAGGGAACUAGGGUUUUCCGAUUCGGAUAUCGCCGAUAUCCUCACGAAGGGUCCGGACAUUCUUGGGAGGGGAUUAGAUUCGAUCAUCAAGCCCAGUAUAGCUUCCCUCAGGCUUUUAUUUGGUAGCGAUGAGGAUUUGCGCAAGACAAUAAAGUCUUACCCUUGGAUUCUUGUUGCCAAUCAGGCUAUGCUGGAAAUUGUUUCCUAUUUUAAGGAGAUUGGCCUUUCAAAUAAGCAGAUUAGGUGGUUUCUAGCUAGCAAGCCGGACUCUUUGAACUUUCAACGCAAAUGGUUUGAGGAGAAGGUGAGCAUACUGGAGAACGAUUUCGGCAUUGUUCGCGGCUCAUCCUUGUUCGUCUAUGGAGUAUAUGCAAUGGCCAGAUUGAGUAAGCUGUCAAUUGACAAAAAAUGUGCAAUCUUUAGGAGUUUCGGAUGGUCUGAUUCAGAAAUUAUCGCUAUGUUUCAGCAUCAACCCUGUUAUUUUGCCCUCUCAGAGGGUAACAUUCAAAAGAAGCUGGACUAUUUCAUGAACACGCUUGGGUGGAAACCGGAUUACAUGUCCACUCGGCCCGUUCUGUCUUAUAGUCUGGAGAAGAGAGUGAUGCCGAGGGUUGAUGUAUUUAACGCUUUGAAGGAGAAGAAUCUGGGUAUCACCAUGCCCUCUCUUUACGUCAUCAUAGUCUGCUCAGAGUCAAAGUUUGUGAAGACAUUGCUGCUUCCCUAUAAAGAUGUGUUGCCAGGCAUGUAUGAGUCGUACAAGAAAAUAGUGGGUCGUUAAGUGCAUUUGGUGACUAUCUCCUUGCCAAUGAGAGGAAAUCAAAUUGAGAAGUGAGGAGUAUAUAUCUCAUGGCGAAUGACAAUGACAACCGACCUCACGAGGGAGAUGAGAAUGACGGGCGCCCCGCAGACAACAAGGAUGUCAAGUCCUCUCGUGCCGGAGAACCUCACGAA
Molecule: messenger RNA, 1358 nt
Organism: Cuscuta campestris
Lineage: Eukaryota; Viridiplantae; Streptophyta; Magnoliopsida; Solanales; Convolvulaceae
Source: the annotation of a GenBank genome assembly